CUGCUGUGACUGUGAUGCACCAUACUUGUUCAAACGACUAAAAAAGUCCCCAAGCAUCGUUACGUUGCGUCGCUGAUGUACUGAACGAUGGCACACGAAGGCCUUCCAAAAUUUGGUACAAGGGUCUGCUGCAUGACGGCUAGCACCGCCACCUGGGCAUACUUCGCAACCGUCUUUGAUGUCAACUUCCACUUUUCGCCCUCAUACAUUAUAUCCUUGGAAUACAGAAAGAGGAUUUCAGGACCGACAAUGGUUGCGUCUACAGUUGAUAUUAUGGUAGAUAUCGGCGAUGACAAAGCGCAACUCGACAGUCUGCCGAACGAGCUACUAAACCUCGUUACAGACUUGGUGGUCUCUGGUGGCACGCCGAUGGCGGUCAUGCGACUGGUGAAUCGGGGGCACUGUCGUCUUGUUUCGUGGUCUGCUCCCGUAGUGAGACUCCAUCUACUGCGGGAACGAGCCAUUGGGUUCUGCCCAGUGCACAACCUCAUGAAUCGUAGGCGGACCGAUCUGGCACCGCCUCAAUCUGAUGUUCCUUUCGGCACUGAACCGAUGAUAUCGCAUUCUUGUGGACGUAUCACCUACGUCAAUGAGAUAGCCAACGACCAUGGGGUGCAAGGCUCCAAGACUCCUUUUGCAAGGCGUACCAGGCGUACUGCCACGUAUCGUACAUACUAUCCGGUUGUCCAAACGCCUCGAUAG
Alternaria rosae is the source of this 702-nucleotide messenger RNA. RefSeq lists its product as uncharacterized. Lineage: Eukaryota; Fungi; Ascomycota; Dothideomycetes; Pleosporales; Pleosporaceae. The record is from RefSeq and is a predicted model, not a curated record. The coding region runs from base 88 to 702 and encodes 204 amino acids. The transcript is spliced from 2 exons.